AUGAGGAAGCCAGGAACCAGGAGAGGGGGAAGGGUCCCCUGGCUCCCCGGGGUCAAGCAGGAAGGGCGCGAGCCCAAGCAGGACGAGGGGGGGUGCGGAGGGGAGGGCCAGCCCUGCAGGCGUGGGCGCGCGGGGACUCUUAUUCUGACACGGGAUCCUCCGCCGCCGCAGCCGCCGCCGCCGCCGCCGCCGCCGGAUUCAACGCCGCCGCGGGGCCGGGACCCCCGACCCUCGCGUGGACCCUCGCCCCACGCCACUGGCCCACGUGCUGCGCUCCCGCCGCUCCCGCCGCCCCCGCCGGUACGGCCUCCCAGCCCGAAAAGCUCAAGAGGCAACGAGAUUGCUUGGCCACUUCCCGGGACCCCGGCCCCCAGACCCACGUGCGCGGGCGGCGGGGAACUUUCCCGCGGCGCGAGCGAAGCGAACCGCAGCGCAGCUCGCCGUAUGCGACCGAGCUCCCACUUUCCCGCGCCCCCGCCCCGCCUGGCCAAGUUUGCUGGGAACUUACCGGGCCGCGCACCGACCGGGCCCGGGGGCAGCGCGCGUGUCCACGGAGCGGGGGGCGGGGGGCGCCGGCCGCGCGUGCUCGCUGCGCCUGAGGGGCCGCCCGGGCCCGCGGCGCUCGCUCCGCCGCUCCGCCCGCCCGCGCCGCCGGCCAGAUAA
Peromyscus californicus insignis is the source of this 663-nucleotide messenger RNA. Its product is annotated as basic proline-rich protein-like. Lineage: Eukaryota; Metazoa; Chordata; Mammalia; Rodentia; Cricetidae. The record is from RefSeq and is a predicted model, not a curated record. The coding region runs from base 1 to 663 and encodes 220 amino acids. The transcript has a single exon.